UGUGAAACCAAAACCCAAACAAAAUACGGCUAAAAGUUUAUUUAAGUUUCCAAUUUCCCGCUUCUACUACUUCCGUUUCUGCAACUUCUUCUUCGUAAGUUUCCUGUUGGUUUAAGUCGUAGCUUGAAACAUUACCGCCUUAUACUAGUUGUAUGAAUACACACAGUGCAUCUAUAACAAUAAAUUGAACGGCCCGUGUCUACAGUGAGGACAAACCCAAUAUAAUGUCAAAUAUGUUACGUAUACAAAGAUGAUAAUAACACAAUGAUUCAGCAACCAGGCAUCUGGGUUACAACGUUUUCUAUGCUGCCCCUAGCGGAUACACUGGCAAUACAUUCAACUUUGUGCAUCCGGGUCGGGGGACAGUCAUGACAACAGCAACGGAGGCAGAAGCUAUGAGAAAUAUACUGCAAUUUAUGAAACUUAUCGGACAGCUCAAAAGGGUCCCACGGACUGGCUGGGUGUACAGAAAUGUGAAACAACCAGAGAGUGUGUCUGACCACAUGUACCGCAUGGCCAUGAUGUCCCUGACCAUCACUGACCCAACACUGGACAAGAACAGAUGUAUAAAGCUGGCUCUGGUUCACGACAUGGCAGAGUGCAUUGUGGGAGAUAUCGCUCCAGCAGACAACAUCAGUAAAGCAGAGAAACACAGGAGAGAAGAGGAAGCGAUGAGACACUUAACAGAUCUUCUGCCAGAGGGACUCAAACAGGAGAUUUAUGGACUGUGGGAGGAAUAUGAAACUCAGAGCAGUUCAGAGUCCAAGCUGGUGAAACAGUUUGACCUGCUGGAGAUGAUCCUGCAGGCUCAUGAAUAUGAAGAGCUGGAGGGGACACCUGGAAGACUGCAGGAGUUCUUUGACUCCACCAUCGGUCAUUUCCACCACCCAGAUGUGCUCCAGCUGGUCAGCUCUUUGAAUGAAGCCAGAGGAUGCCACAUGGCUAAAACUGCUGAAGCAAAGAAUUCUGGGAAUUCACAUACCUCCGCUGCAGAAGUCGCACAGUCACACACCUCCUGACUGUAAUACACACAAACACGGGGACACAAAUACUCGACUGACCAGAUGUGCAAUUGAAUCUCCUCAUAUUGGAGGCUUUAAGAAUAGAAGACAGUGACACAGACAUAUUCUGUGUGUAUGCAGCUGUUUGUGCUUUCCCUCGGUAUAGCUGUUUUACUUUUCAGGUUAAGGUUCAGAUGUUAAUUCAGUACUUUGCAUACAGAGUUUUACUGAAGUUGUUGUGUCAGAGACAUACUUUCCAGUGCUCUUUGAACACUGAUGCUUUCCAGCAAAUUCAGUCAGUUCUCAGUGUCUCUUUUGACAUCCACAGGUUAAUUUAGGUUUAUAACAGUACUGAUACAUCCAGCAUAAAACAGUUAUUUAUGAUGAUGGAUGAGUGUUUCUUUAUUUGAAUGUCUUGGGGCAUUACUUUUUAAGAGUUUUGGUCAAAGUUUCUGUGCUGAGUUUAAUUUGAAUUCAAACCAGCAGUGUACAAAUGUAAAAUAUGUACUGUUAGAUGUUUUUCAAAGAGAACAUGCACUGCCUCAGUUUUUUUUUAUUAGCAGGAUGAACCUGACAAACAUUUCUUGUUGCAUAUAAUCCUUCAGUACUUUGAAUGUUGACUUGAAAUUUAAUAAAUAUGUUUCAUUGAGAGAAUUAAAUGUGAAAUGAUCCUGGGCAUCUUGUCAAACCACAGCAAAGAAAAUAAAAGUCUAACACGCGAAAGACUAUGAGAAAAAUGAAAGGUUAAACAGGUUGUAUACAGUACUGAAAACAGUACGGUUCUUAAAGGGUGAAGUUACGCAGCGGCCGCAAAGACCACAGUUGGAAAAUUUCAACAGAUAAUCAGAUUUUUUUUUAAACUUUUGUACCAACCUUGUUCUAGUAUAAGAAGUAAAAACUAAUUCCAUACUUUCAGCAUUAAACAGGUUAGUUCUGCAAAAGGGAGUUAAAAAUCCCACCUGUGCAGGUGUGGGCACAGCAGUAUAAACACAGCAUGUACUGAAUUUCAGUGUCACAUUACAGCCAAGGAUUGCGUUACAGCUUCUGUGUGCAGAAUUUACACUAUACUGUUAUAUAGUUUGUCAUUUGCAUAGAAACAGGCAUCAGAUUUUCAAUCCUGUGACUCAGCAGGUGACAGAAAUAGCAUGAUGUUAUUUGGACCACUCUGGGUUAAAAUCUGUUCAAACAGAACUGUGCAUUAGAUUUAUACAUGAAACAAUACUUGUGUUUGUCUACAUUUCACUGCACAUGGAACAAAAAAUGUUGCUUAAUGUUUUUUAAUAGCACAUAAAAUGUAACGUAGUGUAGUGCCUGUUUCACUGUCAUUCCAGCCAAAGUAUGAAAGUAUCAUAACAAACCAUCCACGGCAAUAUGCACUACAAAGACUUAUAUCACAUCUUCACUGCUUCCCAGCUGAAAAGUAUUUACUAUUUAGACAAUCUAUUACAUUAAUAUCAAACAUUUGCUGGCUUUCACUACAAAAUGUAAAGAGUUUGUGUUUUUUCCUAAUGCAAUUGUAAAUUAAAUGUCUUUGAAUUUUGCACUGAUGGAUAGAUAAAGUACUUUUUGUAAGUGAAAUCAGACUUUUUAAAUUACUUAUAAGACCUUUUUUGAGGGAACUUUACAGACCUUCAUAUCCCAUGUCAAAGCAAGAUCUCCUGUCUUAGUGUAAAAGUCAUUUGUUCAACUCAGGAGUUCAGGGUUGGUCACAUCUCCUUGGUUUAUAGCAUAAAGCUUCUGUAAAAUGUAGUAGGUAGUUGAAAAUACAUUUUAUCUAUUUCGUUUAAUCAAAGAUAUUUCUUAAGAUAAUCUAAAAACGUACUUUUGUGUUGUUUACUGUUGUUGGCUGCAGUGAUGGAGAGUUCUGAUGUACUGAGUCCAGUACAACUGUCCGAGGGACUCUAGAUGUGACUUUUUUCUACAUGUGUUUUUCUCUUGUGUUGACUGUAAAUACAUGACCCAAUCUACGCAAUGCUCAGCUGAAGUGACAGAAUAAAUACAGACCACAAACACCAGGCCUUGGUGCUCUCUGCCUCCUGGAGCUGAUGUGAAAUAUCCUCCUCCUUUCAUGCCGUUAUUUUUAAACGUGAUUAUGGUGUCAAUCUUAUAUCACGUCAAUGAUUCUAGGGAUAUGGCAAUUCAACCUAAGUCUCAAGAGACUUU
Messenger RNA from Monopterus albus (swamp eel), 3164 nucleotides. It is a transcript of the gene hddc2, whose product is annotated as HD domain containing 2. The transcript is spliced from 6 exons. Gene Ontology annotation, cellular component: cytoplasm. The coding region runs from base 369 to 1019 and encodes 216 amino acids. Lineage: Eukaryota; Metazoa; Chordata; Actinopteri; Synbranchiformes; Synbranchidae. Gene Ontology annotation, molecular function: 5'-deoxynucleotidase activity. The record is from RefSeq and is a predicted model, not a curated record.